AUGGGUUUUUCAGUAGUGCAGAAUCUGGAUUUCGCUGCCAAUCGUAAACUCGUAAUCGGAGGCGCUUUGUGGCAUUGCUUGCCGUCGUUUUCGUUUCGAAGCAGUGUCGACAGUGCCAAUAUAGUUAUUGGUUCCACUUCCCUCGCUCAGAGUUCGUCUCUUACAAUUCCAUCCUGCCCACCAUAUCCUGAGAUGGCUAAAAAAAGUGAAAUGAUGGGCAGUGCCGUCUGA
This is a messenger RNA of Gongylonema pulchrum, 231 nucleotides long. The record is from the annotation of a GenBank genome assembly. NCBI's taxonomy places the organism in Eukaryota, Metazoa, Nematoda, Chromadorea, Rhabditida, Gongylonematidae.